This is a messenger RNA of Apis mellifera (honey bee), 1193 nucleotides long. RefSeq names its product mediator of RNA polymerase II transcription subunit 8 (gene MED8). NCBI's taxonomy places the organism in Eukaryota, Metazoa, Arthropoda, Insecta, Hymenoptera, Apidae. The coding region runs from base 103 to 894 and encodes 263 amino acids. Gene Ontology annotation, biological process: regulation of transcription by RNA polymerase II. The record is from RefSeq and is a predicted model, not a curated record. Gene Ontology annotation, cellular component: core mediator complex; mediator complex. Gene Ontology annotation, molecular function: transcription coregulator activity; RNA polymerase II cis-regulatory region sequence-specific DNA binding. The transcript has 7 exons.
GGCAACAUCGCUUUUAGCAGUAAGAAGUAUGGAGUCUCAUUUUAACAUUGUAAUAAAUCAAAAAACGAAGUCAUUAAAAUUUUUUUAAAAAAAUUGGUUUGAAUGUUUAAAAUGCAAAGAGAAGAAAAACAAUUAGAUUCUGCUUUGGAGGCAAUUAUUAUGAGAGUAAAUGAUUUAAAGAGUGCAAUUGCUGCAAUGAUAUUUAAAUUAGAACAUGAAUAUGAAACAUUGAAUUGGCCUAAUUUUCUUGAUAAUUUUGCUCUUAUUUCGGGACAUUUGACUAGUCUUUCAAAAAUUCUUGGACAUGAUAAGGCACCAAAUUUAAGAAACUUAACAGUUUUACCAUUAAGAUUAAGUCCAGAGAAAGAUGAAGAAUUGCUUCGUUUAACUGAAGGUAGAAUUCCCACAUUUGCUCAUGAUUUAGUACCAGAUUAUCUACGAACUAAAGUAGAACCUCAAGCUGAACAAAAAAUGAUGCAGCUUGAAGCAAAAGCUGCAAAUUUAAAUUAUGAAACAUCACAUGACUGCAAUAAACAAGUGGCUCAAUACACAAAAGUUAUUAAUCAUGUAUGGGAUAUAGCAAAUAAGGCACGUGAAGAAUGGGAAAGUGAAGCUGGUUCUAGAGCAACUCAAGCUCAAACCAGCAGUACAGCAGAUACUCAUGCUCUUGUAGCCGCUGUGGGUAUGGGUAAAGGUUUAAAGUCCGAUUCUGUUCAAAUGGUACAAUCAGGUGUAAAUUCAGUACCUAGUGGAAUGAUAGUAGGAAGACCUGGAAAUCAGCAACAAACUCCAGGACAAUCAUUAGGAAAUCCACCUAUGGGACAAAUGACUAAAGCUCCAAGUACAAUCAAAACCAAUAUCAAGGCAGCACCACAAAUUCAUCCAUAUAGAUAAAAAUAUUAACUUUAAUAUAAUAUUUUUCAAAUUGAAAAUUAUUUUCAUUUUAAUUUAUUAUUUUUUAAUAUAUAGCAAGUAACAUUAAAAUAAUUUGUUCUUUUUAUUUUUAAAUAAAAUAUUUACAUAUAUAUAAUUAUAUAUAUUGUAAUUAAAAUCAUAUUUUUAAUAUCAGUAUUACAUUGUAAAAUAUAAAAUAUAAAAUCAUACAAAUUACGGCUAUACUUUAUAAUAAUGUACAUUAAAAAUAUAAAUAUAAUAUUGAUUAUAUUUUAAAUAAAUUCAUGUAAGAAAUUCAU